Haemonchus placei is the source of this 1191-nucleotide messenger RNA. The record is from the annotation of a GenBank genome assembly. NCBI's taxonomy places the organism in Eukaryota, Metazoa, Nematoda, Chromadorea, Rhabditida, Trichostrongylidae.
AUGAUUGCGGAUCCUGUCCACAACAAUACAUGCACAUUCUAUGAAUGGUCACGAAAUCCACAUCAUGCCAAAUUCUUUCGAAUAUUCUCUAUCAUAUCGGUAUUGACCGUCCUAGUGGUCGUUGUCGUUCUUGGUAAUGCACUUGUCAUCGCAGCAGUACUUCUACGAAGGCGUUUACGGUCCGCUACUGGACUGUUGAUUCUGUCGCUAGGUGUUGCCGAUCUUUUGGUAGGAACUGUGAUUCUCCCGUUCAGUAUUGCUAACGAGGUACUUAGCGGAUAUUGGAUAUUCGGUGAAACGUGGUGUACCAUAUGGUUGACGAUGGAUAUCUGGAUGUGUACAGCUUCCAUCUAUAAUCUCGUCGCUAUAUCGAUUGAUAGAUAUAUAGCCAUCAUCAAACCACUCAACUAUCCCAUGCUAGUGACCAAAUUCCGUGCUCGAUGCACCGUUGCGAUUGUAUGGAUUGGCUCGUUCAUCAUUUGCAGUCCAAGCUUCUUCCUUGCCUCUUCUAUCAAGGAUAUCAAUCAAGAACCUUGUAAAUGUACACCUGCUAACGCUGGACGAGUUUACAUAACCUUCAGUGCUUCAAGCAGCUUCUACGUACCGAUGAUAAUCGUCAUAUUCGUCUAUUUCCGUAUUUACAUCGCCGCCCGAGCAGCAACGAAAAGUAUCUAUUCGGGGAUGAUGCAAGUUACUGCAAAUGCCAAUAGGAGCACAAAAAUCGCAAAAAUCAUCCCCUCCUUUUCCUUUUCGGAUCGGGGAACUGUGGACCAAAGACAAAGCGGGACAGCCAAUGAAACUGCGCCACAACCAACAAAAUCGCCACUUAUGGCCAAAUUGCGGAAGAAUCCUCUACGAAAGCUUAUGAAUCGAGGUCACGCAAAGAAAAGCAGUGGCGCCUAUGAGAAACGUCUCUCACUGGAGAUUAAAGCAGCCAAGACCGUGGCCAUUGUGACCGGCUGUUUCAUAUUCUGCUGGCUUGGAUUUUCACUGCUGUAUGGACUGGAGCUACAAACGAACGAUGUCGUAUGGUCGGUGCUGUUCUGGCUUGGCUAUUUGAACUCGGCACUGAAUCCCGUCAUCUAUACCGUCUUCAAUCGUGAAUUCCGAACCUGUUUCAAAUGGUUGCUCACUUCUGUUGAAGAGAAAACGGUGAAAACAAGCAAAGAAAGGAAAGUUUACAUUGAAUGA